CAGGUGUAUCGAGUCGCCAGAGAGAGAGAGAGAGUGGGCGACGGUUUAAAGAUUGGAAAAAAGGAAUUGGAGGUGAAGGAGGGAGGAGUUUUGUGUGAGGGAAAAAAAUGGGAGAUUCAUCACCAUCGUUCUUUAGGAAGCACUGGGAAGAGUAUAAAGAGUUCUGGAGUGAGAGAUUUUCGAUCCUCGAUAACUAUUCCAGAUUCGUCCAACGCCAAAAUCCUAUCUCCUCUUGGUCCGAUUCCGAUGUCGAGGAGUUCAUCGCCUCCGAUCCCCUCCAUGGCCCCACUCUGAAGACAGCCCGUGAAGCAGCAAAAUUUGGUGCUGCAGGAAGUGUUAUUGGAGCAGUUUCAACUGCAGCUGCUGCUUGGAAAUAUUCGAGGAGUCCGCAUGGUGCUGUACUGUCCCUUGGUGCAGGAGCUGUGUUUGGUUGGACGUUUGGACAUGAGAUUGCAAAUCACUGGCUGCAACUUUACAGGUUGGAUACCAUGGCUGCACAGGUUAAGUUCUUGGACUGGUGGGAGAAGAAAUGUGCAGAACGGGCGUAGCUUAGCUAAGCUGUCUGUUGAAUGCUGAAUGAAACCUUGUUUCUUCUGAGAAUAAGAUAAUCUUGCUCCUUCUGAAAUUUCAGCGUGCAUUGAGAUUUGUCUUUUUACUUUUAGGGUGUCUACAUUAUGGAUUUGUGGAAUUCUCUUGUUUUAUUGAAUGAAUUGAUGUGUAUGGUGAAAAAUGCAGUCUUAGUUUCCUUC
Molecule: messenger RNA, 749 nt
Organism: Camellia sinensis
Lineage: Eukaryota; Viridiplantae; Streptophyta; Magnoliopsida; Ericales; Theaceae
Product: succinate dehydrogenase subunit 6, mitochondrial
Cellular component (GO): respiratory chain complex II (succinate dehydrogenase)
Source: RefSeq, a predicted model, not a curated record